ACAUAGCGCCCUCCAUGCAGGGUAGGAUCUCAGAGCGCUUAGAGAUCCAACAAAAUUCCUCAAAAUAAGGUUUUCAGUCAAGUAAAGCAGUGAAUGUUGAAAUGGAGUCUUUGAAGGAAAGACUGUGGACAACUUUGCUCUUAACAACCAUUCGCAUUACUCUUCUACUCCCAGGUGUUCUAGCUACGGAAAAUGGAAAUUCUACUGAAUAUAUACAAACACUGGGUGGCAAAGUCACCUUGAAUUGUUCAGAAUCUUACCUAAGUGCAACUUUUAUUCAUUGGGAGCAAACAGAUACAAUUGGAGUGAAAGAAUACAAGUCUAUAAUAAGUCAUGAUUGCUUAUCAAAUAGAAUCCAAACAUAUAAUAAUACCAGAGUAACAACUCCAAAUACAACUUGUAAUGCACCAAGUAAAGAUUUUUAUCUUCAGAUUGAGUCUGUAGACGUGACUGAUGAAGGGGAAUACAAAUGUGACAUUGCAACUCGAAAGGGAAAUUUUCAAAAAAUCUUUUCAUUAACAGUCAUAGUACCACCCAAUAUCUCAAUAAGUUGUGAAAACAAUUCAAAUGGAACGAAAACAGCAGUGUGCACCGCGUCAAAUGGGAAACCAAAGGGAAACAUCACAUGGCAGCCAACCAAUGAGGAAAAUAUCAUCAGUACUGUAGAGAACAGUAAUAGUACUGUGACUGUACAAAGUAAGUACAUCAUAACGGAUACCAGCAACUACAAGGGACACCUGACCUGCAUCGUGACACAUCCAGCACUGAAGGAGAGACUAAACUAUGUAUUUCCACUCUAUUGCAGUCCAUCUCCAGGCAGUUCAUCACCAAAUAUUACUAUUGCCCUGUGUAGCGUGUGUCUUCUCUGCUUUGCACUAACACUAGCCAAGUGCUUCUUCCACAAACAACUCAGAAACAAUAAUUCCUCAUGUUCCUGUCAGAAAGAGACCAAAUCGGAUGAAUCCGUCACAUAUCUAGAGAACAUCGUCUAUGAUUCACUGCAACUGUACAAGCCAAACUGUACAAGAAGAGAACUCUGAAUGGUUACUGGAGAAGUAGUGUUCUGUUAAAUUAUGGCUAAUGAAGUGUUAAUUAUC
Messenger RNA from Callorhinchus milii (elephant shark), 1097 nucleotides. RefSeq names its product cell surface glycoprotein CD200 receptor 2. The record is from RefSeq and is a predicted model, not a curated record. The transcript has 6 exons. Gene Ontology annotation, molecular function: signaling receptor activity. NCBI's taxonomy places the organism in Eukaryota, Metazoa, Chordata, Chondrichthyes, Chimaeriformes, Callorhinchidae. Gene Ontology annotation, biological process: regulation of neuroinflammatory response. The coding region runs from base 102 to 1040 and encodes 312 amino acids.